Messenger RNA from Scophthalmus maximus (turbot), 2095 nucleotides. RefSeq names its product exoribonuclease 1 (gene eri1). NCBI's taxonomy places the organism in Eukaryota, Metazoa, Chordata, Actinopteri, Pleuronectiformes, Scophthalmidae. The coding region runs from base 324 to 1370 and encodes 348 amino acids. The record is from RefSeq and is a predicted model, not a curated record. Gene Ontology annotation, biological process: exonucleolytic trimming to generate mature 3'-end of 5.8S rRNA from tricistronic rRNA transcript (SSU-rRNA, 5.8S rRNA, LSU-rRNA). The transcript has 7 exons. Gene Ontology annotation, cellular component: cytoplasm; nucleolus. Gene Ontology annotation, molecular function: 3'-5'-RNA exonuclease activity; nucleic acid binding.
UUUGGCGCAAACCGGAAACACCAUAACUGUCCUCCUCCAGAUGAGAGUUUAGUGUUGCGGCAUCUGACUGUGAAUACGAAGAAACAAAAUAAAAUGAAUACCGACCGCGGUGGUUAAUUUUAAAUAUUCAAAAACGAACAGAGUGACUUUGGGUUUUUUACUUCACUCGCACGGAAGUAGACGGCCAGGAGGGGCACAGGGAUGUUAGCUAGUUUUAGGCUAACACUGUUAGCAUCGCGUCGGUAACGUCAUGUUCGUGAUUUCAGCCUAAAGACGUGUUGUUGUUGUUGUUGUUGUUGUUUUAAAUCGUGGGUCGACUCUAAAUGGACGAGCACAAGGAGAACAUUCACGCCGAGGAGGACGUGAACGUCAAGAUGUCUGCGACCAGAGAAGAGGAGGAGGAGAAGGCGAAGUCUUGCAGCAGCAGGAUUUGCCCCGAGGCGGAACCCGCCGCCCCUCAGGUGUCCGUGUCCCCGUCCCAGUCCAACAGUGACUUCAGUCACCCGGUUUACAAGGAGAUCUCUUUGGCCAACGGACAUAUCAACCGCAUGUCCAUGGACCAGCUGCGGGUCAAGUUGGCCGAGCUGAAGCUUGACACGAGGGGAGUGAAGGACGUGAUGAAGAAGAGGCUGAAGAACCACUACAAGAGGCAGAAGCUGCUGCAGUCGGCGGCCGAGGGCGGACCCACCGACACCUACUACGACUACAUCUGCGUGGUGGACUUCGAGGCCACGUGCGAGGAGAACAACCCGUCCGACUUCCUCCACGAAAUCAUCGAGUUCCCCAUGGUGCUCAUCAACACGCACACGUUAGAAAUCGUUGACACUUUUCAGGAAUAUGUCAAACCUGAGUCAAACCCGACGCUUUCAGAUUUCUGUGUGAAGUUAACGGGGAUAACGCAGAAAAUGGUUGACGACGCCGACCUGUUCCCAGACGUCCUGCGGCGAGUCGUGGCCUGGCUUCAGGAGAGAGAGCUCGGGACGAAGUACAAAUACGCCAUGCUGACUGACGGAGCCUGGGACAUGAGCAAGUUCCUCAACAUCCAGUGUCGUAUAAGCGACAUCAAGUAUCCGCCAUUUGCAAAGAAGUGGAUCAACAUACGGAAAUCAUAUGGGAACUUCUACAAGGUCCCGCGCACGCAGACGAGGCUGAGCACCAUGCUGGAGAAGCUGGGCCUGACGUACGAGGGCCGCCCCCACUCGGGGCUGGACGACUCGCGCAACAUCGCCCGCAUCGCCGUGCGCAUGCUGCAGGACGGCUGCCAGCUGCGCGUCAACGAGCGAAUGCACGGCGGCCAGCUCCUCUCCGUGCCCAGCUCGGCGCCCCUGGAGGGAGCGCCGGCGCCGCGCAACCCGCGCGCCAGAGAGUAGCCCCCCCCCCCCCCCCCCCCCGGAAAAAAAACUGAUUCUUUAUCCUCGUGAGUUAAGAAAAGAAGAAAAAAAAUCCCAAGCACUUUACAGUCUUCACCGUAAAGUUUUUAGCUCAUUGAAAAAGGGUAUUUGAGUUUCACCAAUAAAAAGAUGAUGUUUUAUUUUUAAAAGAUUGUCUUUGACUUCGUAUGUGAGAGUUUCUCUCUCUCUCACCACAUCUCUGUAUAUUUUUACACCACGUGAAAGCAAAUAUCAUUUCUCAGUCUCAUCAGUCACCUGCGUCACCACACGCCUUAUCAAGCUGCUGAAGAUCAUCUUUUAUUUGUCCUAUAAUAGUUUGGAUUCCGAUUUACUCCCAAGAGUAAAACUUUGAGAAAACACUGAAUAAUUGUUCUGUCUGUGCCAAAAGAAAAUUUGAUCUUUAUCAUACCCAUUGUCUGUCUUACAUGAUACUAGUAUUAUAAACAUGAAGUGCUUCAGAGCCACUUCUCCAGAGCGAGUUUACAGUUUUAAAUAAAAAGGAGCAGUGGAGGUUCAUCGUCUGUGUCGUCUCGGAUCCGGAGACAUAAAAAGUUCGUACAAACGCAGGCGAAGACGCUCAAGUCUUACCUGAUGUAAAGUUCUGUGCGAGUUAAAGUGUUGUCACCUUUUGUAUGGAAAUGAAUGUUUAUUUCAUGGAGCCUGAUCUAUUUUAACAGGAAUAAAAUAUUCUUCUGAAUGCAAAA